Messenger RNA from Achroia grisella, 1100 nucleotides. RefSeq names its product glycine N-methyltransferase. The transcript is spliced from 6 exons. Gene Ontology annotation, cellular component: cytosol. Gene Ontology annotation, molecular function: glycine N-methyltransferase activity; glycine binding; S-adenosyl-L-methionine binding. Gene Ontology annotation, biological process: protein homotetramerization; S-adenosylmethionine metabolic process; regulation of gluconeogenesis. The coding region runs from base 178 to 1056 and encodes 292 amino acids. The record is from RefSeq and is a predicted model, not a curated record. NCBI's taxonomy places the organism in Eukaryota, Metazoa, Arthropoda, Insecta, Lepidoptera, Pyralidae.
GUUUUAGUUAUACCGAUAUCUAUUUUCAUAUAAUUCUUGAUGUGAUACGGUGCAUAACUUAUUUUAUGAGAGAAAUUGUGUGUAAAUUUUAUAUAAAUUCAUCUAGAAAGUAAAUCGUGUUAUUCGGUUUAAUCAGCGACAUUUAAUUUUAGAAGAGAAAAGAAAUUAUAAAAGAAUAUGGCGGCCGACCAAGUUUUCCACUCAAGGUCUGAAGGUAUCCCUUCUGAGGGUGUAAAGGAUCAGUAUGCUGAUGGUAAAGCAGCGAGAGCGUGGAACAAGUUCAUAGGCGACAGCCACCAGCGCACACAGAACUAUAAAGACUUUCUGAUUGGACGAUUGCGGAGACAUGGCUGCAAUAAAGUGCUGGACACCGCCUGUGGAACAGGAAUUGAUUCUAUGAUGCUAGUAGAGGAGGGGUUCAAAAUGGUGUCAACUGACGCUUCCGAUAAGAUGUUGAAACAUGCCCUCAAAGCUCGUUGGGAGAAGAGGAAAGACCACAAAUAUGAUGAUUGGGUAAUUGAAGAAGCAAACUGGGAGACGUUACCUCGAGACAUACAGUCGUUUCUGCCAGGCACGCAGUUUGACGCUGUGAUCUGCUUAGGGAACUCAUUUGCUCAUCUUCUGGAUGAAUAUGGCGACCAGCGGAUGCAGAAGAUGUGCCUGAGGAACUUCGCUAAAUGCUUAAAACCCGGCGGUCUCCUGUUUAUCGAUCAUAGGAAUUAUGACGCGAUGAUAGACAGCGGAGCAACGCCUGGACACUCCAUUUAUUAUAAUUGCAAAUAUCCGGUGGACAUCAAAACAUCAGUACUGGUGGUGCGUGGGAAACCGCAGCUGAUUGCACUCGACUACUGCAUAGAUGGCGCCAAUGAUGACGACAAUGAGAGGAGUGACUUCCGUCUUUGCUACUACCCUCACAAAUUGGACACAUUCACCAGAAUGUUGGACGAAGCAUUCGACUACAACGCCAAGCACCAAAUAUUUGCAGACUUCAAACCAAUAAACGAGGUUCCCGUACCAGGCUUCUAUAUACAUGUGAUGGAGAAAUUUAGUGAUUAAUUAUAGUUUAAUUAUAUUAUUAUUUAUGAUACUCAGAUAAUAAA